CCUGCCCUUAGUUACAGAGGGUAAAUAAUUAUCUAAUUCGCAUUGAAGACAGCUACAAAAUGCCGAUCACUAAACAUCCGAAGAAAAGUGAACCGUUGUGGAAGGAAUGGGAUUAUAAGGCACAGAAGAAGGGUGUUCAUCAUACGGUGUAUUCCGUGAACGGCGAUCGGUACACUGGUGACUGGGACAAAAAUCAAAAGAAUGGUAAGUGGCUAUGGAAUCGAAGUCUACCCUUGCAUCUUACAAAUUUGCUCGUGCAGAAAGCAUUCGUAUUCGAUAGCUUGAUAUUUACCUUUUCAACAUUACACUCAGUAACUGGCUGAGGGAAAAGGCAUAUGAGCUCGAAUUAUAUGAUGUUUUACAACAUUCUUACAUUGUAGUUUUCGAAUGUUUAGCCCAGUUGAAGUCCCAAACAUCCUGACCCACAUUUGCAUUACAGUUUAGUACAACAGUUUACAGCUAUUUAUAGGUUUGAAAAACAAAAUAAAGUAAUCACUGCAUGCAGUUAGCCACAGGUAGUCGAGGCGAGCAGUGGUUUGACGUAUAACAGAAUAUCUAGCAAUAAUACAGCAAUACAAAAUGAAAGGUGCAUUUCAGUAGCAGACAAGUAUCUUAGCUGCAUAAUGUAAAAGGUCUUAUUAACAGAACAAUAAAUCAUUUCCAUCGAUUAUAACAGAUAAGUGAGGAAGAAAAACAUGUAUGUGACCAACUAUACACCUUUAGAAGAGAAGCAGCUAAAAAAAAUUUGAAUAAAAAAAGAGGAAAGUAUUACUUUAAAAUUCAUUUCAUAUAUUUCAUAUUCAAAUGAGAGAUAUUUGGCAAAUAUGGAGAGAUCUACUCCUUCAGAUUAUGUUGGCAAUCACAGCAUACAAUGUUUUUAUUUCAAAAGGAAAGGGAACUAUGACAUGGAAGAAGUCAGGUGCUAUUUAUGACGGAGACUGGAAGGAUGAUCAUCGUUGUGGAUUUGGUACAUACAGUGUUCCUGAAGGAGGAGGAUACAGGAAAGUUUACUCCGGUGGAUGGAAAAAUGAUAAGAGACAUGUAUGUAUCCAUGGCAUUUAUAGAAAUGUUCAGUUACUCUCAGCUACAAUUUUGAUAGAGUUUCUAAGAAAACAAUGAAAAAUCUAAUUUUUAUUCAAGUAUUUUACAGUAGGUUUUGGCAUCCCUAUUCCCUAGAAAGGUCAUAUGGGAAAAAGGUAAUGGUCUGGUGUUGAAAAUGGCAGUGCAAGAGCUUACAUAUAAAGGGCUUUUUUUCUUUUGGCAGGGGGGAAGGGGAGUGUAAUCAAAGUAAUAAAAAAUGAAAGUAUGUUAGUAGACCAAGGUUCGACAUGAUAGGAAUACCUACUUCCCCAAGAAGGGUGACACAGUUUGGUAACUUUGCUGUGGGAAUUUUACUUGUUUGUUUGUUUUUUUUUUUUAUUGUUUUGAUUACCGCCUGUAGAUUGCAAAGUGCAGAAAUCUUGCUACUUUUAGUAACAUGUGAAUAUUAGUAUUGCUGUUAUAGUAAAAAGGGUGCUAUUGGAGUUUCUUAACUGAUGUAAAAAAUACUGGUAAAUUGUGUUUUUUUUUCUUUUUUCUGUAUAUAACUGAUGUGUCUGUUCAUAAUAAAUUUUUUGUUGUUUAUUUUGCAGGGCUAUGGAACAAAUUUCUACUCAUAUAAUGAAUACUUCGAAGGAGAGUGGUAUGCUGAUAAACGAAGUGGGUGGGGAAGAAUGUACUUUUCUGAUGGUUCAGUUUAUGAAGGAGAGUGGUACAACAACAUGAGAAAUGGUGAAGGAAUGCUCAGACUAGGUAAGCUUGUUAUUCAUUGGUGCCUUGUAACAGGUGAACCCGCAUGAUCAUUUUUCUUAUUUUUUGUGAUUGGACUGUAGGUCAUCAAUUUACUAUGAUAUAUCAGUUUAAAUUUUUGUCAUGGUUUGAAUGGAAAUUUAAGCUGGUUUUCCAUUUCUGGUUUUUCCAUUUCUAUGGAAGUCUACUGGUCAUUAUCUCUUUGCUUGUUCCUUUCACCCCCUGGAGUGAUCAACAAGGAAUUUUUACACAAUAUCUUUACAUUUUUGAGCAGAAAGGCAAAAGGCAGUCAGAGAAAGAUCAAUAAAGAGAUAUUUCUUAAUUUAACAUCAAAUUCUCAGAACUAGAAUCCUAUGCAACAUAAGGGGCACCGUACAGAGAACUUAUUUUUAGAUUUUAGGAGUGAAAGGGUUAACAAAAGUGGCUGCUACUGAUCUGAAGAAGAGCAUCGCAGCUACCUGGACUCUGAAUUUAUUCUUGUGUCACAUUAAGUAAGUUAUGGCACUUGCUGCUUGUUCAACAGCAAAUGAAAAUCGAUAUGAAGGUCAAUGGAAAGAUGACAAAAAACAUGGCAAGGGAAAAUUCUUCUAUCUUGAUCGAGGGCAGAUGUACACUGGGGUAUGGUGUGACGACAUUCCAAAAUGUGGCACUGUGGAAGAUUUUGGUCGACAUGAGGCUCCAAACCCAACAACAUACCCAUUACCUGAGGUUUGUGUCUUAUUCGUAAAAGUAAAUAGUGUUGAAACAUAAUGUACAAUGUAAGGCUCUUUCCACAAAAGGGAUGCCAACAUGAUUUAUCUUUGAAUACUGUUAAGAUUUGAAUCUUGCAUUUGAAUGCUCAACCAACUGACCAUCUGAGAAAUCGUUGUUGAGCCAGGCCAUGUAGGUUCUUUCAGAGCUCUCAAGUCUCACACAUUGAGUGUGAGACUCACGCAAACAAAUUCAAUCUUAUGCUCUUAGGCUGAAAUUGUUUUUACUCAUGCAUUUAAGGUUUCUGAUUUAAACUAUUGAUUUUUGAGAUAGUAAACUGCUGCUUAACAGUUAGAUACCUAACAAAUAACUGUAUUAAUUUUAAAUAUGAUGUAAUCAUUGUUCCCUUUGUACUGGCUUCAAACACUUUCCAGCAGCUGAAACUCUUGCUUAGAGCAAAGGAAUGCAUGUCUUAGCUACUCCAUUUUGUCACAAUUUUCCAAGGGAGUAUGCCUCCAUUCUCCCUCUGGAGGGUGAUGCCCACACUGUCACAAUCAAAUGCUAGGAAGUCAAGAAUCUUACUCUUUGCCAGCAAAAUCAACUUAAAAGCUCUGUUCAUGAUAUACAAAAAAAGUUUGUGUGCUGUCAAGAUCAGCAAUGUCAAAGGUGUCCAGUGAGAAUAAAAAGUCUAUCAUAAACAAAGUACAACAACAUAAAUUUGGACUUAAACUUACUGAGCACCCUUAAACAUCAGUAUGCAUAUUCUCCAAACUGUUCUCUACAUGUUACCUAAGGUGCUGACAAGGAGAAUUUGUUUAACAAUAAAGAGAAAGAAAGAACUUCUUCAGUUGAUGAUCAUUUCCUUUACUCUCAUGACCUUAAUGUUUGAUUCAGGGGUGAUAUUGUAAGGAGAAAUUAGAUGCCAGUUACACCUAGGGGUUAAAGGGUUAAACUAUUUUCACGAGUGUGAGAAAAAUAUGAAGUCCUGAAUAAAAAGUUUUUUGCAUAAUUUUUCUUUUUUUUUUUCACAUACAGUGCAAACUGCAAGACACAAGAGGAGUAAUAAAAGAGGCAGAAGAUACAUUUCUUGAUGAACAACAAUCUUAGUAGAUUUAUUAUCAUUUUAUUGAGUUGUCCCUAUAUUUUUGCACCGUACAUAACAACAAAAGCCAGAGGUGUAGGAAUUUUGUAACAGAUAAAACCUGAUAUAUGAAUAUGUGUCCUUAAAAGAAGAAAAUCAGCAUAGCUAAAUAUCCAUACCAAAAUUUUAGCUUAGACUAAAAUUUUUUAACUAAUCAUGAAGAAAUACUAGAACAUGGAAAUACUCAGGGUAGGAUUGAGUGCAAGUUUUUCAAAAACACCUGUCUAGUGUAUAGAUUUGUACCGUAGAAAUCAACCAAUUGCAAUCUGGAGAAUCUUCUGGAUUCAUUUUAAAAGACUUGCCUAAUGUCUUUCAAGAAUCAACUUGAUCAAUUUUCUCACCAAGAAAAUCCCUCUGCUUUAUGCAGAUUACAGUAAUGUUUACAAAUGUUAGCAGAUUGUUUACUCCGGUUUAGAUUUGUUUCUGUAAUGUACAAUGCAUCUGCAUCAUGUAAAUAAAUAUAACCUAAGAUAACUUAAUAAAUUUUGUACAGCAACCUACUUGAUACUCCAGUAAUCAUUACCAAUUCAUUAAAGUAUUCUGUUGAUGCUGGUUCUGAAUACAGUAAAAAUAAAUAAUACCAAUUCCUUUGUAAGAUGUAAAAUUUUAGUCAAAAGAAGG
Molecule: messenger RNA, 4240 nt
Organism: Pocillopora meandrina
Lineage: Eukaryota; Metazoa; Cnidaria; Anthozoa; Scleractinia; Pocilloporidae
Source: the annotation of a GenBank genome assembly